GCUUUUUUGUUAAAAUGUUUACAAAUCUUUUCCGUAAUCAAUUAAUUGUUGCAAUUAGUAAUUAUAUUUUGUACUAUUUUCCGAUUCUAUUUUAACUCUUACCUACUGGUCUACCUGUUAGCCUUUUUUUAAAUGUCUUUUAAUCCUCUAGUAUGUCAACCAUUUUAUUGUUUUCCCUUUUCCCAGAUCAUUUUUGUUUUCCAAUAUCUGUCAAUACAUUAAGUGCUUUGGUAUUAAUUGUUUGUUAAUGAAUGUUGUUCAGAUCAAUAAGAAAAUAUUGGCUCAUGUUGACCUGUCGUUCAUUACAGAAAAGGCGAUGGCCUAUGUUGAUCAAAUUAAUUCCUUGUUUUCUACUGGUUACUUAUGUUGUUCACAAAAUGACUCCUAAUACUAUCAAUACUACUACUAUUGGUGAAGAGAAAUCAUCUUCAGAUUAUGAUUACCAACAUGAUCAAACCUUUUUAAAUUCACCUCAAGUCAACUCAUUAUCACCAAAGGCUUUACGAACCUUAAUCAACUCUACAAAUAAACAUGAGAUUAUCUUCAAUAUUGAUAAAUAUGAUUCAAUAGGAAGUGAUGAUCCUGUAAUUGUUAUACAGGUUCAUGAUCGUGUUGAAUAUCUUCGAGCUCUGAUUAAUUCAUUGGAAUCUGUUGAAGGUAUCGACCAAAGCUUGAUUAUAUUCACUCAUGACGUUUAUAAUCCAACUAUCAACACAAUCAUUCAAUCAAUUAAUUUUUGUAAAGUUAUUCAACUGUUUUAUCCAUUUUCCAUCCAAGCUUAUCCUAAUGAGUUUCCCGGAACAGAUCCCAAAGAUUGUCCUAGAGAUAUAAAUCAACAAAAAGCCAUGGCCAUGAAGUGUCAAAAUUCAGAGCAUCCUGAUACCUAUGGACAUUACAGAGAAGCUGUUUACACCCAAACGAAACAUCAUUGGUUUUGGAAGAUGAAUACAAUUUUCGACAAAUUAAAUGCUACAAAGAAUCACAAUGGACCUUUCAUCUUUCUCGAGGAAGAUCAUUAUGUUUCACCAGAUUUAUUAUUCAUGUUGAAAUCAAUGAUCGCUUACAAAAUCAAAAAUAAUCUAGAUGUUAACCUUUAUACUCUUGGAGCUUAUGUAAAGAUUUUUAAUUAUGCUUCCAAUGGAAAUAAAUUGGAUAUUAAUCGAUGGGUUUCGAGUCAGCAUAAUAUGGGCUUUGUUUUACUUCGAGAUGUUUGGAAUCAAAUAAGAUCAUGUUCUAAGCACUUUUGUACAUACGAUGACUACAAUUGGGAUUGGUCUUUACAACAUAUAAGCGAAAAAUGUUUGACAAAACCUUUGAUGACUUUAUCUGUGAUCGCUCCUCGAGUUUUCCAUGUUGGAGAAUGCGGAGUUCACCAUAAAAAAGUUGACUGCUCAAAGAAUAAACUAAUUUCCAAAGUACAGCAAACCCUGAAAGCAGCAAUUAAAUACUUAUUCCCUAGUCAAUUGAUUCUUGCAAAAUCAAAUAGGAAAAAUUUCAAAAUGCCCAAAGUAAACGGAGGUUGGGCUGAUAUUCGAGAUCAAAUUUUAUGUCUCCAACAAGUUGUUCAUCCCGAGAAAAUGGAACCAUUUAAAUAAGCCAAUAUUUGACCAAUAACUUUUUCCAUCAUUCCAUAAAUUAAUUAAGUUCAACAAAAAUCAUUCUGGUGCCUAAAAGAUUCAAGAAAAUGGAGAAGCAAAAAAAAACUAGUCCAAUCAAAUGAUUUCCAAUCAAAUAUCCAAAGGUUAACCAAGAUCAUCUGAACAACCGUACAAAAAGCAAUCAACAUCCCUCGAAAUGUGUGUUUUUUUUUAAUCCGAAUCAUAUAAAAAGUUAAUUCGAUUGAAAUGUUGAA
Messenger RNA from Panonychus citri (citrus red mite), 1852 nucleotides. RefSeq names its product alpha-1,6-mannosyl-glycoprotein 2-beta-N-acetylglucosaminyltransferase-like (gene Mgat2). The record is from RefSeq and is a predicted model, not a curated record. Gene Ontology annotation, cellular component: Golgi stack; Golgi membrane. Gene Ontology annotation, molecular function: alpha-1,6-mannosylglycoprotein 2-beta-N-acetylglucosaminyltransferase activity. Gene Ontology annotation, biological process: oligosaccharide biosynthetic process; protein N-linked glycosylation. Bases 252 to 1595 code for a protein of 447 amino acids. The transcript has 7 exons. NCBI's taxonomy places the organism in Eukaryota, Metazoa, Arthropoda, Arachnida, Trombidiformes, Tetranychidae.